This is a messenger RNA of Rhodotorula toruloides NP11, 1935 nucleotides long. RefSeq lists its product as uncharacterized. The transcript is spliced from 5 exons. The record is from RefSeq and is a predicted model, not a curated record. Bases 1 to 1935 code for a protein of 644 amino acids. NCBI's taxonomy places the organism in Eukaryota, Fungi, Basidiomycota, Microbotryomycetes, Sporidiobolales, Sporidiobolaceae.
AUGUCUCACUUGGACUCGGAGAAGGGCACGGGACCGCCGCUACCUUCGAAGGCUCGCCCGGAUGCCGCUCGCGUCCAACACCUCUCCGACAAGUCGCGCCAGACUGUGCAGAAGCUCAGCGUGCUCGUACCGGACGAGUACCGCGAGUUCUUCGACACGUGUUGGGGUAUGCCCUGCGGCAGGGUACUGGACGGCCGAGGCUUCUGCUGUACCGACGUCGAUGUCGGACUUGAGCAUCCCUUCAUCGUUCGCCAAGAUUACGAGGAAGGCUACCAGUACCUUUCAGAAGCGGCGCAGGCAAAGAAGAAGAAGGCGUUCGUGUGGUACGGUCAACCGGGAAUAGAGCCUCGGUCUGCGCUAUUGCCUCGUCCGAGCAGCCGAAGACUGUCGCCCCGCCGUUUUUUGGCCCGGCCCGCCGCACUCCGUUCUGGUCUUCACCAACGAGGGCCUUUUCGCCAUCCCGCUCGAUCUCUGGCGCAGGUUCGACUUCCUCGUCUGGCCUAUUGUCCUCUUGGAUUCACCACGGAACGGAGACAUUUCGCCUCUGCUCUACGAGAAGAAUGCCUGGCCCGCCUGCCUCGCCUCCUCACCGAGUUCGAUAACCUCCUUAUCCUCACCUCCGACCUCUCCCUUCCCGGCUGCAGCCCCUUGGCUGUACGCCUCUCGUCGAUCAAGGUCGAGUAUAGCUCAGCCAACGGGAUCGCGGAACGGAUCGUCAUCACUCCGGCGUCGUCGGUUUAUGCAGGCGGGACGGACGUCGCAGCUCCUGCUCGGCGCAUGUAUGACGACGUGGUGCUUGACGACGUUAAGGACGAAGAUGAAGACCGCCUGCUUGCAACGCUACUCGAGGAGAUGAACUUGCCCGGGAAGAAGCCGUCGCUCGAGGUCGUCAAGUCCGCCGUCGCGUCCCUCGCCCACCUCCCGGAGGCGACACAGCAGUACUGGCUAAAAUGGUCGAUGAAAAACCGCUACUACACGCCGAUCGAAGUCUUCCGCUUCGCCGGGCCCAGCGUCCGCGACCCGAUGAAUGGCAUCACUCGACUUACGGGCGACCCACGAGUCGACUAUUUCGGCAACGAGUUCGUCAAGGCGCCCGUCAACGCGCUGGUCGACCUCUACCGUCUCGUCUCGCCGAAGAUGAACGCCGAUCCGAACGCGCCAAAGAGGAUUGAGCUGCGUUCCGAGGACCAGGAACAUGGCUUCCACUCGUUCUUCUUUGAGGCGCCCGCCACGAAGGACUUCACGCAGAAGAAGCCAUCGCCGUACUACUUCAUCCCGACGGCCCUUAUUCGCGACCUCGUCGUCCAAAGCUUGGCCUUGCAGGAGGAAGACGUCCAGCGUACCCUUCUCUCGACGUUGCGCUGUGAGCCGACCAUCCUUGGCUUGCUGUAUGAACCUUCGGUCAUCAACUACAUCGCCAACACCGGCAUCCGUCUCACCCUGCUCGACCAGUCUACCUUCGACAUUCCCCCCGGCCUUCCUCUACUCCACGUCUCCACCAACCUUGCCGUUCCUCUUGAUCGCGCCUAUGUCGCCAAGCUGCCCCCAAAUCACGCAACAUACGAUUCGAUAAUCGUCCUUCCCGAAUUCUCGGCCGUCGUCCUCGUGCAGGUCACGGUCUCGAAGGGCCACGACGUAGUUGCACAGGGAUUUGACGUGCUCGAGGAGGCGACGGAAGGCAGGAUCCGCUCGGACAAGAUGACGAGGAUCUUGGCUUUCGUUGGGCCGGAGCCAGACGCCGCCCACGCUCUUGCGAUGUCGUGGGAGGAAAAGAAGUACGGCGUACGGAAGAAGGGCAAGCGAGUUGCACCGGUCGCAUUGGACGACUGGGAACUCGCCUCGGCUGGCGUGACGGUCGAACAAUUGGCUGGCAAGUUUGGAGAAGUUCUGGUCGAGACAAGCCCGCAACUUCCGCAGACUGGCUUCGAGAGCUGA